Doryrhamphus excisus (bluestripe pipefish) is the source of this 2332-nucleotide messenger RNA. RefSeq names its product CDC42 effector protein (Rho GTPase binding) 5 (gene cdc42ep5). The record is from RefSeq and is a predicted model, not a curated record. NCBI's taxonomy places the organism in Eukaryota, Metazoa, Chordata, Actinopteri, Syngnathiformes, Syngnathidae. Gene Ontology annotation, biological process: positive regulation of actin filament polymerization; regulation of cell shape; Rho protein signal transduction. Gene Ontology annotation, cellular component: cytoskeleton; plasma membrane; cytoplasm. Gene Ontology annotation, molecular function: small GTPase binding.
GGAUGAGUGACAUCAUUCCAUAAAGGAACGCGAAGCGACAUAAAUGUACAUUCUUUUUUUUAUCCUGCGUGAAACGGGAGAUCCGUCAAGUGAAACGUGUUUAAAUCAUACUCGUGGAAGUUUAUUAUUUUUCUUUUUAAGUACAUAUCCAACUACACACGUCGCGUCACUUCCUCGGAUCGCGCCCAUCCCUUUGGAAGAAAAAAAAAGUCCACGGAGGAAAAAGAACGGAGGGAAAAGUCCAUAAGCAAUGAUCCAGAUGUAAAAGUGGAAUAUACGGACGAGAGAGAGCCACACAGAAGAAUAAUAUCCCUUCAACAGUCAUGCCGCUCCACAAAUCCACCCGGGCCUCUCGCUUGGACCCCACCAUGAUCUCAGCCCCUCUGGGCGACUUCCGUCACACGAUGCACAUCGGCAGAGGAGGCGACGCCUUCGGGGACACCUCCUUUCUGUCCACGCUGGGUCCCAGCCCGCCCGGCUCUGACCCGGGGAGUCCCGGGUCGUCGUCGGUGGACUACCAGGCGUCGGUAAACCACAACGAUCUCUAUCAAGAACCCCCACAAAACCACGAGCCGGAGCACUCCGAGUCGGUGUCGUCGUUCACUUUGGACUUGGAUCUAGAUCUGGGUCCUUCCAUGCUGGGGGACGUGCUCGGCGUGAUGGACGGAUUGGGACUGGACUCCAAUGUGGAAGACGCAUUUGGGCCUAAAGGAGGCGUGUCCCCAGUGGACACAAAGCAAGGGAAGAUGCUGAAUGGGAAGACCUCAACCGGGCUGGACGGGAACCAGAUGGGAGACGGCAGAAUCCCAGAUGGGCCCAAACCAAAGGGGGUGCGACCCAAGGUGAGAUUCAGCGACAAACGGGAGGAGAUCAUACGCCAGGCUUCCGAGGAGGAAGAGGGGCAAGGGUUUGACUUCCAAGAGGAGGACCUGAUGGAGACUCCGACUAGAGGGGAGUCUGCCUCCGCCCAUAGGGAUCUGCCCCCCAGCCCCGCCUCGUCCCAUAGCUCCGACUUUGAAUGUGUGAGCGCCCUGGACAGGAGGAGGGUGGGCAGCAGCCACUCGGAGACUGACUCGGAAGAAGAGGAGGAAGUAGGGCGGGGCUACACGUUUGAAGACGAGUUUGACGAUGAGAUUGGCCUCUGAGGGCGGCGGCGCGGAUGCUUUCAAAGAGUCACGUGACCGGAUCCAAACUUGCUGUAACGCGUGAAGACCACGUUGCUUCUGCUGGGGGAAAACACUGUUUUAUCGACAAUGGUGACAGAUAUGCCACUGCGUAGGGGUGUUACAAGGUCUCGCCACGUUCAAGCGGGGCGGGAUUUCUCAUAAACCCUCUGGUGGCCAGGGGGCCUGGGACCAUAUUACAUUUAUUAAUUAAUCACAGUCAGAAUUAAAUGGAUCAUUUUGCCGGGCUCAAUAUAUUGCCAUGUGCAUGUGUAUCAAAUUUCACCAAAAAUGCUACAAUUCUAAUGUAGCUAACAUGCUAACAUAACAGCACUUAGCGUUUACGUAAGGUUUUACUCAUGAAAAGGGCUAAAAUGUCACUAUGCUAACGUUACCGUGCCUGAAAGUGGCUAAAAAGGCUAUGCUAACACUUUAUAUGAUAGCACUCAAGUUUCUGUAAGUUUGUACUGUAAAAAUGUCUAAAAAGGCUACUAUGCUUAGCAUGCUGAUACAUAGCAUGAUAGCGCUAUCUACCUGGAAAGCUAAGUGUCCUUGAGCAUUAAAUAACAAUCCUAACGUUACAUUGCUAAUAUAAAGAAAAAUGGGUAGCCAUCUCAAGCCCUAAUCAUAAACAUUGCAAAUAUUUUUUAAAAUAUUUGUAUGUUUUUUCUUACAUGCUGGCCUUUAAAUGGUAACAAAAUACAAUAUGAAUGUUUAAAAGUCAAUGUAUUGUAGUGUUGGUUCCAUAGAACAACGGCAAGGUGGGAGUGAGCCCUUUUGUAUAGUCAUACAGUCUGAAACAAAUAGAUUGCAAUAUAUUAAUAUAUGCAGUCAUAUAUAUUUUUUUUUAAGUAAUGUUCAAAAAUCUCGAGUGUCUGGUGACACCCCUGGCGCUGUACCUUUUACAGUGGAACCCGCUUAUGUUGACAGCCCUGUUGUUCCAUUUUUGCUGGGUUGUAUUUCUACUUAUGUGCCCCCAGGCCGCACUUUGAACACCUCUGGUAUAAAAUAUAUGAAAAUAAUUACAAUGGAAAAAUAAAAAACGCCAUUAAUCGUGAACCCAUUCUGCUCAGUUUCGGUUCCGAUGCUGUCGACGACCAAUUGUGUCGUCCCGGGGUGUGUGUGUGUGUGCAUAAACAGGUUCCACUGUCGUUUUUUUCUCAUUCAUU